Molecule: messenger RNA, 4165 nt
Organism: Erpetoichthys calabaricus (reedfish)
Lineage: Eukaryota; Metazoa; Chordata; Cladistia; Polypteriformes; Polypteridae
Exons: 21
Coding region: 138-3632 (1164 amino acids)
Biological process (GO): proteolysis; negative regulation of extrinsic apoptotic signaling pathway via death domain receptors
Molecular function (GO): cysteine-type endopeptidase activity; protein binding
Source: RefSeq, a predicted model, not a curated record
UUACUGUGAGCCCAAAAGGCAGCUGCGUUACGUCAUCGAAGCGCGACGGCCAACACCAGGAAACUACGGAAGACAGUCGGAGCGGUCGGGCGGACUCCAAUGGUCCAGCUUGUCACAGCUGGUUCGGCAACGAGGACAUGGAACGUCUGCACAAAAUUGCGGAGCAGCUCGUCCAGGUGGACGUGGCCGCCAUGAAGUUCCUCUGCUUGGAUUUCAUUGGCCGUAACCGGCAGGAGAAAAUCGAGGACGCCUUAAGCCUCUUUGUAGAACUUCAGAAGGUGGAACUGCUGGACUUCAAGGACUUCUUUAUCGUGGCAGAGCUGCUGUACUUGACGGGCCAUCUCGACCUGCUCAGAAUCCUGAAUCUGUCCACACAGGAGGUGGAAAGUCAGUUGCAGCAGGAUGGCAUGGCAAAAGUGUCACCGUACAGAAAAAUGCUUUACUCGCUCUAUGAGGGGAUGGACAAAAACGCCUGCCGAGCCAUGAAGUUCCAGUUGCAUGUCCAGCUACCAAAAUGUGACCUGGACAGCGAGACAUCUUGCCUGGAAAUCUUCACAGAAAUGGAGAAACGAGAGAUGCUGGCCCCAGACAACCUAGGCCAUCUAAUGUCCAUCCUGAAGCUGGUGAUGCCUAAGCUGCACAGGGUAGUGGAGGAGUUCGAGAAGACCAAUUGUUCCAGAAAUCAUGAGAACUCCAAGAGUGGUUUGCAGCCCCAGGUGGCCAAUGAGUACAAGAUGAGCAGCCUGCCCCGAGGACACUGCCUGAUCAUCAACAACAGCGACUUCUCUGAAGUGAAUCACGGUCUGAGGCGUGGCUCCGAGAAGGACGUGGAGGCCCUCAAAGACGUCUUCAGCUGGCUGGGCUUUAAUAUUCACAUUCGAAAUAACCUUAAAGCUCAGCAGAUUCACGACACGCUGGACGAGUUCAGGCAGAUGAGCCACGCGGCCGUCGACUGCUUUGUGUGUUGCGUUCUGAGCCACGGAGAGCAGCAGUGCGUGAUGGGAGUGGACUGGGAGAAGGUCCCCGUGUCUGACAUCACCUCCUAUUUCAAUGGGAAACACUGCACGGACCUACUGAUGAAGCCCAAGGUGUUCUUCAUUCAGGCCUGUCAAGGCAAAAUUAUGCAGGAGGCUGUGGCCGUCGAUGCAGAUGGGGACGGCAUGGAGUCUGAUGCCAGAGCAAGCAGAACUGUUCCUGUCGAUGCAGAUUUCCUAAUUGGCAUGGCCACGGUGCCGCAGUACGUGUCCAUGAGGGACCCAGAUGAAGGCUCUUGGUACAUCCAGGCGCUUUGCCAGCACCUCAAAGCGGGAUGCCCUCGUGGUGAGAACAUCCUAACCAUCCUGACCAAAGUAAACGAGGUCGUCAGCAAGAAUACAGGUUUUGUUCGGCUCACUGAGGCAAAGCAGAUUCCGGAGAAAAUAUCCAGACUUACACAAAACCUGGUCUUCCACGUGCCCACUUUGUCUUACAGCGACCUCGCAUUUCUACAACCGGAAAUGUACGUUCACACGACGAAGUGGGUCCGGAAAUUGACACUUGUGGUUAAUCCGAAAAGUCCCCUGAGAGUGAACGUAGCAGCACCACUCUUACAGACAGACAGACUUGUGAAAUGUUAUGAUGAAAGUGACAGGAAGGCGUCAUCCAGGAAGACGAAUAACAGCACGAACAGCGCAUGCCCAGUAUCCGCUCCCUGGUUUGGCGGGACAGCUGAGAGGAACUCGCGCUUUCGGGAAGUUUCUCUUCUUGCCAAACCCCGCCCACUUACGGAGCUCACAGUUUGGAUCUGCUUGCAGUCUGAUCGAGCGGCGGUGACGGCACUGCUGGGAAUGAAGCGGCGUGAGUAUCGCCGAACACCUCGCCGGCACCUGUUACCCGCCAUCCGGCUAAAGGGAAGUCAGGUGAAGUUCAGCCAAAAGAAGUCUAAGAAUAAUGAGGAAUGUGGCGGAGAGAAGACUUCAGCAAUUGUGUCCACUAGGCGACCUAUGGAGUUCCAAGUUUGUCUAUACAAGGUAGAGCAGCUCCUGGGGAGGGAGCACCUGGAAUCCUUCAUCUUCCUGUGCAGAGAUGUGGCUGGCAGAGACCUGGGACACGUGUCCUCAUUCACUGAGCUCUUCAGUGAGUGGAAGAGAAUGGACCUCCUGUCAGCAGACAACAUGUUCCUUGUUGCCGAGAUGCUGUACCGAACCCGGUGCUUCAUGUUGCUUCGAAAGCUGGGCCUGGACAGGAACAAGGUGAAGGAGUGUCUGCCAGAGAAAGGGAGAGUUUCAGCUUACAGGCAGAUGCUGUUUGACCUCUCUGAGGACCUGGGGAAGCAAGAGCUGCGAGACAUGAAGUUCCUCCUGCAAGAGACCCUGCCAGUCGCCAGACUGGAGGAGAGCCUGACUGUUCUUAAACUUUUUCAAAUGAUGGAAAAGGAAGAUGUUUUAGACCAGGAGAACCUGUGCAUUCUUCAGGAUGUGCUGAAGCGUAUAAACAAGAACUUGUGGAAAAAAGUGGAAACAUUUCGGCAAGAGAUGGUCUGCUGCUCACAGGAGACCCAGGACCCAAGUCUGGAAUCAUGGGUACACGAUCAAAAUAGAAGUGAGCUCUCCCAGCAGGAGCACCCACCUCACCAGGAGGUGUCCUUGGAUCAGCAAAGCUCGCAGUCACUUGAGUUCAUUGAUGUUCAGAUGGUGAGACUCGCCCUGAAUGUUGGCGCUGGAGUCCUGGAGUCUACGCCCCCAGGUGACGUGGAUGGUAGAAGCCCACAGCCGUCGUCUCUGGAUGGCCCCAUCUGCUGCGCGCAUGCAUCGAUCGCCACCCACACACAGCAGCCUCUGGAAGUGUACGACAUGAACCGGCCCAGCAGAGGAUUCUGUCUCAUCUUCAACAAUGGAAACUUUGCAGAGUCGCGCUCAGAGGGGACAGACAAGGAGCCGCUGAGUGACCGGGCAGGCACAGACGUGGAUGCUGACCACCUGGAGGCGGUGUUCCAAUGGCUGGGUUUCGACACCAUCCGCCGGGACAACUUUUCACAGGCACAAAUCCAGCAAACAUUAGAGGAGUACAGGGACAAGGACCACCGGGACCGGGACUGCUUCGUGUGUUGCAUUCUCACCCACGGGACCACAGGGCGGGUGUUCGGUACGGACGGGAAGGCCUUGUCCAUCAACAAGCUGACGACCCCCUUCUCAGGAUUUAACUGUCCACUCCUGAGAGGUAAACCCAAGCUGUUCUUCAUUCAGGCCUGCCAGGGCUCCAGGAAGCAGCAUGGCGUCUCUCUGGAAGUGGACAGCUGCACCCUGGAAGAUGAAGACGACGCUUCCAUCCCAAAGGACAUCAUUCCUGAGGACUCGGACUUCCUCAUCGGCAUGUCCACAAUGGAUGGCUUUGUAUCUUUCCGCCAUCGUACCAAUGGGACGUGGUACAUCCAAGCCUUAUGCAGGAGUCUGCAGUCGCUGGUGCCAAGGGGCGCCCAUUUGUUGGACAUCCUGACCAAAGUGAACAACGAUGUGAGUCGGCACACCGACAAGACCGGUCGCAGGUGGCAGAUUCCACAGCCAGUGUUUUCACUGCGGAAGCUUGUCGUUUUCCCAAAUCCCGAGCGCCCACCUCCAGUGUUGGGGUCCUGUGUGAUCAGUGAAGACGACUGAGUCCAUCUGAUGGCUCAUCAUGGAAAUCUACUAACAAUCUGAUCCUGCCGUCCUUGAUCUUGGGAUGGAACGAGUGCCAGUGCCAGUCUCUCUCUUUAAUGAUCUCAGACUGGCGACUGGAGGAGCUGGGUGGCUGUGUAGCCAGUAUGCUGCUGUGGGUACUGCAGGGUUCUGGACUCGCUUCGUGAUGCUUUUUGGCGCGCAUCAUGGAGGCUUCGGGCACAAUUCAUGUGAUGCCCCUUUGACUACCCGCCAAGUGGAGGGAAGCGUUUUUUGUUUUCAUGUUCUCACUUGCUACACUACACCCUACAGAAACCAGUGUGACCCCUUGUGGCAACGAGAAGGAACUGUGUCACUCCUCAGCUACCUUUCCCAGAAUGCAUCCCUGAAAGUGUCACUCGGGGCUCAGGAGCUGGGAACUGCUGACUGGUCACAUGUGCUGGUUUUUAAGGGGUUGUGUCAGGCAGGAGCAGGACUCUUGUCAUGUGCAAAGAUGAACAUUUUAUAGUAAAACUCUUUAACCUUUUUGUGAA